AUGAUAAGCAAUCAAUUGUUUAAACCGUAGAUACCAUAAAAAAAGUGUAUAAAUAAGAAUGAUAAGAAAAUCUGCUGCCUCUGUCCUUAUAGAUUAAAUAUUUGUUAUGAUUUCAUUAGAAAAAUGCCAAUACCUUUAUAAGGAGUUCAUUAAUUUUUAAAGGUAUAACAAGGCUUCUUUAUAGUUGAAUUAUAAUAAACUUAUUCAACCUUUGGUUAUCAGGAGCCAAUAGAACUAGAAUACUUAUUUUCAAUUAAUCAAAAUGCGGCAGUGACCAAGAUGGUUGUUGAAUUAGGAGAUAAAAAAGUCUAUGGAAUAAUUAAAGAGAAAGAGGAAGCCAAAUAAGAAUAUGAAGAAGGUGUCAAGUAAGGUAAAACUAUGGCAUAUAGCGAAUAAGAUGAGGAAUUUCCUGAAAUUAAGAGAGUUAAGAUUGGGGCUCUUGCUCCAUAAAAAGAAUUAAAAAUCACUUUUGAAUAUAUUUAACCUUUGGAAGUGUUUUUAAAUAAAUUUUGGAAGGUAGAAGUUUACCCAAUGAUUGAUGAAAAUUAUUUCAAUCUCCAAUAAUAACAAUAAGUUAGACUUUAGAGUGUAUAUUUUCAAAGUUUGAACAGAUAUAUUUAGAAAUAUGUGUACCUUGAGAAAUUUGAAUACAAUUUCAAAUAAAAUAUAACUGCAUCAAUUGAUAUAGGGUCUCCAAUAACUUAUUAUAAAAGUCCAACACAUUCAAUUUUAAGUGGAAAUGCAAAAAUUGAAUCAGCAAAAUAAUCAAUGGAAGAAGAACAUCCAAGAAAAUUAAUCCUGAUGUUGGAGGAUACCCCAUCUAACUUUAUUCCGACAAAAUAAUUUACUCUCCUUUUUACAAGCGAUGAAAUAAACCUUCCUCGAGCAGUUUUAAGUCAUACUAACAAUGAUGCUUUAUUUACUUAAAAAUAUUGUGCCACAAUAAGUUUUAUUCCAAAAUUUAAUUAGACAACGUUAGACGAUGCAUAUUCACAAUACUUGGAUGGAUUAAAUAUAGCACAGAAUUAAGUAAUUAAUAGAGGAAAUUACUUAUUUUUCAUAGACAGAAGCGGAUCAAUGACUGGUGCCAGAAUCAAUAAAGCCAAAUAAUCUUUACUUUUAUUCUUGAAAAGUUUACCCGAAGACUGUAACUUCAAUAUAAUUUCUUUUGGGUCAACCUUUAGAUCUUUAUGGUCUGAAUCUAAGUAAUAUUCCUAAAAUACCUUAGAGGAUGCCAUAAAACAUGUGAAUAAUAUGGAAGCUAAUAUGAAUGGGACUGAAAUUCUAAAACCAUUGUCUCAAGUCGUUUACAGUAAAUACUAUGGCAAGUCAAAAUCAACCACUUUGAAUGUAUUCUUACUGACAGAUGGGGAAGUUGAGGCCUAGCCUAUAAUAGAUUUGGUGAAAAAGAACAAUUAAGCAGAAACUAGAGUUUAUACUUUAGGAAUUGGGGAGGGGUGCAGCUAAUUUUUAAUUAAGAGAUUGGCUGAAGUAGGAAAUGGCAAGUUCUAAUUUGUUUCUGACAAUGAAGACAUAAAUGCUAAAGUUAUUGAUUUACUAGAAGAUUCCUUAACUCCUUACUUAAAAGAAUUUAAUCUUGAAACAAAUGUCACUAACAUUGCUUAAAUAAUUCCGAAUCCAGAAUCUGUUGUGUGCUUAAAGAAGAAUUAAGAAUUAACUAUUUAAGUUUUAUUUUCUAUAGAUCAAUAUAUUGAUAAUUUGCAAUUCACUUUGAGCUGCUUUGAUCCGUAGGAUUAGAAACCAAUCAAAUAUGAGGUUUCAUUAAAUUUAAAUACUUCCUAAGAAAAUGAAUACUUCCAUAAAUUAGCUACACAUAAAUUUAUAACCUUUUAUGAAAACAGCCUGAAUUAUGGGGAGAACGAUCUAAAUUUUAUUAAGAUUAAUAAGUAGACAAUUGAUGAUUAAGAUAUAAUUAACACAUCUAUAACACAUCAAAUAUUGAGUAAUAAAACAGCAUUCGUAUGCGAAGUUUGUGAAUUAGAGGAUAACUUCAAAUAGCAGAAAAGUUAAAAAGUGUAUAUCACCUAUAAUAAAAAAGAGAAUAUAGUAUAUUAAAAAAAGAUGAAGUGCUUGUCAUCAAGAGCAACAGCCUUAUCCUCUAUGGAUAGGUCUAGACCAAUGACGAAUUGUUUUAAAAAGUAAUCAUGUGUUUAAGAACUUCAGUUCAGAUAAUAUUAAAUUGGAAUUUCACAUGUUGGAGGUUCAAAUUCAGAAGAAGAAGACGAAUGUGAAGAGCAGAUUAAAUGCAUAAAGGAAGAAAAAAAAAAAAAAUGCCAAAAAAAAGAAUAGGGAAACAAAAAGUCUGAAAACUGUAGAGAUAUGAUUGAAGAAGAUUCAAUAGCUAGUAAAAAAGAGAAAAGUCGAUCAAGAGAAAAAUUAAAUAAAUCAAGAGGUUCAUUUCAUUAAGAAGAUGAUUUGCCAAAAGCGUAGAUCCCCCCCUAGACUUAUAAGAUUGAAUAUGAACAGAUAAUUUCAUAUGCCAAAGCUGAUGGUGCCUUCGAGUAUGAUUUAAUGUUCGAAUAGAAAAUAAAUUUUUAAGGAUGGAUAAACGAAUAAAACUAUCCUUAGAAUAUCUGGUUUACUUUACUUGCAUUGCUAUAUUUAGAUUACUUCUGCUCUUAAAAUAGGAAGUCUUGGCAAUUGGUGUAUUAAAAGGGAAUUUAAUUCCUUUAAAAAAACGGAGUAAAUUAUAAGCAGACUAAAGAAGGGUACCUAUAGAAAUAAUUAAUACAAAUAUGA
This is a messenger RNA of Paramecium tetraurelia, 2760 nucleotides long. RefSeq lists its product as uncharacterized. The record is from RefSeq and is a predicted model, not a curated record. The transcript has a single exon. Lineage: Eukaryota; Ciliophora; Oligohymenophorea; Peniculida; Parameciidae.